AUGACAUCGCCCGGAGAUGCUACUCCGGUCAAACCUCCGCCGUCCUUCUCCCCCGGCGUUGCGCGAGUCGCAUCCCCAUCACGAUACCCGGAGGAGCAUGAAUCAACUCAGUCUAUAGAUGUCCAACUGGCCGAAACCCAGUCAGCCUCAUCAUCAACCCCUCCUCUCUCAGCUACGAUUUCCGACUUACCAAACCGCUCCGGCUCGCCGCACUCGCGCUCUGGGAGAUCCUCCACCCCACACUUAGCCCGGUCAUCUAUCGGUUCGCCUUUCGAUGGACGGGCAGAUGGCUCGGAAGAUAUCAGAUCAUUGAUCAUUCGGUCUUUCUCGCCUACGAUCGCUGUUCAUGCAUCCGAGGAUACUGAUGACUUGGUGAGGAACAAAGGGUUCAAGGGAGGAUUUUGGGAGUUGAUCCGGCCGUUUGGGGAGACGGUAUCUGGCAAGGUGGUAAUACGGGAUAGCAUAGGCUCAAGCCGUGCUUGGGAAGACUAUGGAGUGCGCUUUGUCAGUUUCAAGGGGAUCGGCAAGGCUACGCCAAGCCGAGAUUCCGGGCCGCUGGCGCAGAUGGAGGAGGUGUUGAAGAAGCAGCUGGAUUCUUCGGAGGGCCUCAUGGGUGCAUCAAUACGGACAAAGGAUGUGCUGGGGUUCCCUGCAGCAACGCCCCUGUUCAAGUCGUACCUGCAACAACUCCUGUGCGCCGCACCCGCAGCGCCUCAUGAGACAUUUGGCCAUCCCGUGGCCAAUGUCAUAGCCAUCAGCUCUCGUAAUCCAGCUCCACUGGAAUCGCUCAGGCAGCUAUAUGCGGAUAGUACGACUGGUGACAGACACCUUCCCGACUGGGUCCACCAAGAAUACCUUCGGUAUUAUGUGCUGGUCCACGAUGAGGAACGAGAUGAUAUCACAGAAUCUACAAAGCUUUACGACCAGAUGAAGCGACACUUUGGACUGCAUUGUCAUCUUCUAAGGCUCCGCAGCAGUCAAUGCGUGGUGACAGAUGAUGAUAGUGUACAAGUUCCCCGGUGUGAAUGGCUCUCGCCUUCCGAGCAUUUGUCGGGGGCAGAAACGCUGGUUGACCUCGGCACCGAUGGCACACCAUAUCUGUUUGAUUCCGAUGCAACUGCGAUCAGGGCCUUCAUUCGAGAGCUAGUCGUACAGUCUGUGAUACCAUUCAUGGAAAAUAAGGUGGCUGUUUGGAAUGACCAAGUCGCAUCGCGAAGGCGCGGUAUCAGUGGGAGGUUCAUCUCAAUGUCAAAGCGAUGGGCUUUCGGAUCAAGUUCGCGUUCAAGUAUGGGCUCGUCAGGCGGCGGAAACUAUGAUUCAACGCAGCAUUUCUACACUCCAGAUUCUCCAGAGGCGGUAUUGCGCAAGAUGGCGGACUUUGCAUUCAUGCUUCGCGACUGGAAGCUUUCUACGUCCACAUAUGAGAUGAUUCGAUCAGAUUUUGGAAACGACAAAGCUUGGAAAUACCAUGCUGGCGCCCACGAGAUGUGCGCUGUCAGCAUGCUCCUAAAUCCACUGGCCACAUCUGCCAAAAUCAAGCUUGAUAGUGUGGACCAAUUGUUCGAGACUGCUUGCUAUUCCUAUCUUACACGUUGCUCCGAUGCGCCUCAUGCACUUCGUUGUCUUUCUUUGGCAGUCGAGCUUCUCAAAUCUCGUGGCGGGUCAGCCACCGAGAGCGCAGCCAAAUGGGCCAUGCGGGUCAUGGACUUUGGACUGGUUGGCUCGGUUGGUCAAAUCUUGUACACUGAAAGGGUAGCAGCGUGCUAUGCAUCAAAGACACCAGUUGGUGCAGCGAAAUGGGGCGGACGUCGUCGCAAAGCGGGAAUGUGGAGUACGCUGGCUGCAGACCAAUGGCUCAAGGCCGGCAAACCAACACUUGCUUCAGCCUGUCUAGAAGAAGCCGAGCGUCUCUACGCCGACGUAUUAGAGGCAGACGGUGUAUUCCCAAUGCCUGAGAUGCAAAACUUUGUCGACAAUCUGCGCCAUGCUAUCAAGGUUGAAUAUCUCGAGGCUAGAGGAUUUGACGCCAGAGGUGACUCUCCCACCGAAGACCCCCUUGAUACUGAAGAGAUCAGCGAAAAGCUCGACAAACGAAAUCAUCGCCGUUCUCUGAUUGGACUCCCUGUGCAGCUGGACGCCGGAGCCCUCAACCCGCAGGGGCCUCGGGACCCUGAGAACCCAAAUGAUGACUUUGAACGAGCUUAG
Messenger RNA from Penicillium antarcticum, 2205 nucleotides. Its product is annotated as TRAPP III-specific subunit 85 family protein. The record is from RefSeq and is a predicted model, not a curated record. Gene Ontology annotation, biological process: protein localization to phagophore assembly site; endoplasmic reticulum to Golgi vesicle-mediated transport. Bases 1 to 2205 code for a protein of 734 amino acids. Gene Ontology annotation, cellular component: cytoplasmic vesicle; TRAPPIII protein complex; phagophore assembly site. Lineage: Eukaryota; Fungi; Ascomycota; Eurotiomycetes; Eurotiales; Aspergillaceae. The transcript has 2 exons.